AUGUAGCAGUAAGGAUGCCGGCUGCCGUAAACCGACAAAGAAGAAGAAAUCAUUGCUAGAAGUCGGAUUACACCUCAUUAGAUUUGUGACCUUAAUUUGACAGCUACAAGCUUCCUAUGAAAUUAAGAGUUCACUGAUACUCUGUUCAACAUGUCUCAAGCCUCGUCGGGUUUCACGGACUCUGCUAGUGAAGGAAAUGUGGUCCAGGUAACAAAAAUCGUCCACCAGUAGGUAUGGACUACGUUGCGACAGAAGAGGAAAAGAGAGUCUUUAGAGAAUGUAACCAAGAGAGCUUCUGGUACAGAUCUGUCCCAAUAUCAGUGAUAAGCAUGGCUGUCACUCAAGCACUCAUCACUAGAGGAAUACUCACAUCAUCCUCAAGGUUUGGAUCCUUGCCCAAAGUAGCAUUUGCUGGUGCAUGUGGAUACUUAGCGGGUAAGAUAUCCUACAUGAAGACAUGUCAGGAGAAGUUUAAAAAUCUUCCGAAUUCCCCUCUCGGAGAUGCUCUUAGACAAAGACAGCGUCAUGUUCCAUUGCAGUUCCCUCAGGACCAGUCUGAGCUUGUAGAUUCCAAUAAAUCUGUAUUUGAGUUCCAAUCACCUGACCAGAAAGAACGGCCGCUCUCGUCCCAGAGUGAUUUUAGUUACAGUCAACCAGCGUACAGUGGAGCCAUGGGUGAUAGUGUUACCCCAGAAACCUCUUCUGUGGAUGAGGAGCAGCCCAAGAGACAGCAGGGCCUCCGUUAUGAGGAGCUGCGCAACCAGAACCGUGAGAACUAUGAGACUACAUUGACUCAGAAGUCCGAGACCCUCCUCAAGCCCCCCUCAAAGAGUCCCACCUUGAAUAAGGAAGGUAAGAAAAACCUGUAUGGAGAUGUUUGGGAUGAGUAACCAUCUGCCUGUCCCCAGUGUGUCCAACAGAUACCCUCUCUGUAAUGGCAUUUUCUCCACUGUCUUAUUCAUAUUUAUGCCAAAUAUAUAAAGUUAUGCAAACAAGUCAA
Molecule: messenger RNA, 1000 nt
Organism: Clupea harengus (Atlantic herring)
Lineage: Eukaryota; Metazoa; Chordata; Actinopteri; Clupeiformes; Clupeidae
Product: un-named sa25545
Cellular component (GO): endosome
Source: RefSeq, a predicted model, not a curated record